Adineta ricciae is the source of this 1179-nucleotide messenger RNA. Lineage: Eukaryota; Metazoa; Rotifera; Eurotatoria; Adinetida; Adinetidae. The record is from the annotation of a GenBank genome assembly.
AUGUUUAGUCCCCUUUACUUUUCUAUUGCUGAAAUUGUUCUCUUAUUAAUUACAACAGUGCCAUUCAUUGACGUAGACCUAUCACCAUUAUCACGGUCAGCACGUCUGACUAUUGUUCAUCGAAUGACUGUAUGGAGAAAUCUAUUAGCCCCAUUUGUAAACCCUCGAGUAGAAGGAAUGGAUCCUGACUCGAAAGCUUUAGAAGAAAUGAUGAUGCUAUUUUAUCCGCAGCUAGCUCUAAGUCAUAACAUAACUGCCGAUGAAGUCAAAGUAUUUCGUAAACAAGCGAAACACAUGUUUACAAACUUAUAUCCAAGUCGACCAUCUACGUGCGUGGUACAAGGUCACGUAUUUCAACAUAAUGGCAAUUCGGUUAAGAUCUAUUUUAUUCAGCAUAAUAAGCUGGACGAUUGGGAAGAUGUGGAUACACCAUUGAUUUUAUAUCUGCAUGGAGGAGGCUUUGUGUUUGGUGAUAUCGAUCUGUAUGAUGGUGUAGAAUGUGAUCUAUCGAAAAGAAUGAAUAUGCUUGUAAUUCAUGUUGCAUUCGAUCUCGCACCGGAGCAUACUGUCGACAAAAUUCUGGUCGAUAUCACCGACGUGUAUCAAACUUUACUGUACAUUGAUCCAAAUAUUCAUCAACGAUUGAUCGGUAUGGGCGAUUCGUCCGGCGGUAUGCUUUGGAUUUAUCUUUUACAAUGGAUGAUAUCAAAUAAUAUCUCAGUUCCCCAAGGCAUUGUAUUGCAUUCGCCAUGGCCAAAUUUAAAUUUCGAUUAUAUCGAUUAUUCGACGAGGCCUAUGAUUUACUUAACUAUUGACAUGAUGUUCAAAUUUCGACAGCUAGCUAUUGGCGAAGGGAAGAUUUGGAGUAACUUGUCUCAUGAAGAAAAGCAAAAAUACAGUCCAAUCGAUGGGUUAUAUCAAGGGUUUCCUCCGCUUUAUAUAACAGCUGGAACAAGAGAUAUUUGUAUCAAUGAAGUUUAUCACAUGACAGAUCUCGCAGUGAAUCAAGGUGUGCAAAUAACUCUGAGAGUACUUGAAGGAAUGAUGCACGCCUAUCCACUAUUUCAUCUAUGGUCAGCUAAAGCUCAAUGUGUUCAGGAGGAUAUACAUCGAUGGAUUAAAGAAAAAUUGCACAAGUUUCCUCUCGAUACACAAAGCAACUUAUAUAAAUUUUGUUAA